UUCAGUCACUGCUGUUCUGGGUGUAGCACUGUGUUAAUUGGGCUUCAAACUUCAAUUGUUAGUGAAUAACUCGGAUAAUAUUGUAACUAUCUCUUUAAGCUGACUAGCAUCUCUUAUUUUUUUGAAGGAAUCACAUUUGAGAUGGCUGCGCCAAAACCAACUUCAAGAUUUAUCAGUAAAGAACGAGGGAAAAUCACUGCUUUGCCAUUAUACUGUGACGGAUUUGUACAGAAAAAACAUACAGGAGAAAAGGAUUUUAAGAGAUAUUUUGCAGAACUCAGAGGGUCCACCAUUUUCCUGUAUUCAGAUGAGGAAAAUGCCACAUAUACUGAAAAGCUUGAGUUACAGAACCUGAAGUCAAUGGAUACUGGGAGUCUGAAAAGAAAGUAUAUCUCGGCAGAGUUCACUCUAAUACUGCUGAAUGAGGAAGUUCAACUCAAGAUUGAAAAUCCUGAUGCCGGAGAGAAAUGGAAAGGGUUUAUUCUUACAGUGGCUAAGCUGGAAAUUCCUAGCAGGCUUCAGCUGCUUCCUGGACAACUGCUAAGACUGAAGGAAGUGUUGAAAGACGAAAAGGAACGGCAAGCAAGACAGCCUGUGCCUGUAAAAGAGCAAGAACCACCUGAGGCUUAUGAUGAUGUAAUAACAAAUGUUCCACAGUGUUUCUACUCCAUUUCUCGAUACAAAGCCAUAGAAAUGCUGGCUGAAUCCCCAGAGUUUGGAAACAUGAUCUUAAGACCUGGCAGUGAAAAGAUGAGUUUUGCAAUAACGGUCAGGCAGCUGCUCACAGAUGGACCAACUGAAAAGCAUUACAAAGUGAUGUGUGUAGAGAAUGGCUUUUCCAUAGAGCUUGAUACUCCUGUCACUGUUUGCAGCCUCUGCGAUGUUAUUGAUCAUUUUGUAAAAGAGUCUAACGGAUAUCUCAGACCUUACAUCCAGCCACACACUUAUGCUACCACAAUUGACCAGCCAGUUGUGCUCAGUGAAAGAAAACAUCAGCAGAAGAGGCAAAUCCCUCGGGCAGUAGUUUCUCCAAUGAUCCAAACCCCUCCUCCAACUCCAACUCAAAGCUCUGCGAAUGAAUAUCUUGAAGUUGACAACGCCAAUGAAGAUGGACUUGGCAAAAUAAAUCAUCUGAAUUUGAAGGACGAUCAUCCCCCAAUCCGGAACGUUCCAGUGCCAGACUCUGGGUUUUCAGAGGAGCUUUUAAAGGCAUUACAGAAAAGGAGAGCGACUAUUAACAAUUAAUUUAUCUGGAUGUAUCAAAUCAGUUUGACCGAAACCCACCCAUCACUGAGACGUGUCAUGGUCUGUCAGAUCCUGUGUACUGCAGUGCAUAAAGCACUUUUUACUAUAUGUACUUCUGAGAUUGAAUAGUAAUAUAUUUGAUGCAAGGGUGCAUCAUGUCUACUGGGACACACUAAAUGGUUAAAUAGUCAUAACCCUUGCUAAAUUAUCUUUAAGUGCCAUGCAGUGUUUCAGCAAAACUGGCCUGGACAUUUUGAAGAACUACCAAUACACACCUCUAAUCUAUUGCAGUAUUGGUCGUUUAUAUAUAUAUAUUCCGUUUGCAGAUGGUUUCAAUUAUAAAACUAAGAAAUAUAUAUAAUGUAGUAAAUAAUAUCCACUUACAUGUCGUGAUUUAUGAUGCAUCAUUUGCUUUUGUGUAUCUUUCUAUGUUUUCAAUUUUUUGUUCAUUGUAAAAAAACUGAAAUCUAGUUAAAACAGGGGUGUCCAAUCACGGUCCUGGAGGACCAUUCCAAUCCAGGUUUAACAGGUAAAAUGAGAUAAUUAACUGGUUCAGAAUCUGGAUGCAUGUUUAAUUGGUUCAAUUAAACAAUUUAGAACAGGGUUGGAAGAAAGACCAGAAGGGCCAACUUUGGCCAAGUGUGAGUUACAGUGUAAUCCAUGGUUUACCAAACCUGGUCCUGGGGACCCCCUGUUGUCUUAUGGUUUUCAUUCCAACUGAGGUCUCAAUUACUUAACU
Messenger RNA from Polyodon spathula (Mississippi paddlefish), 1984 nucleotides. RefSeq names its product signal-transducing adaptor protein 1-like. Lineage: Eukaryota; Metazoa; Chordata; Actinopteri; Acipenseriformes; Polyodontidae. The transcript is spliced from 12 exons. Gene Ontology annotation, molecular function: protein kinase binding; signaling adaptor activity. The coding region runs from base 142 to 1245 and encodes 367 amino acids. Gene Ontology annotation, biological process: positive regulation of B cell receptor signaling pathway; cell surface receptor protein tyrosine kinase signaling pathway. The record is from RefSeq and is a predicted model, not a curated record.